Acomys russatus (golden spiny mouse) is the source of this 1042-nucleotide messenger RNA. It is a transcript of the gene C3H14orf119, whose product is annotated as chromosome 3 C14orf119 homolog. The transcript is spliced from 2 exons. Lineage: Eukaryota; Metazoa; Chordata; Mammalia; Rodentia; Muridae. Bases 373 to 801 code for a protein of 142 amino acids. The record is from RefSeq and is a predicted model, not a curated record.
UCCUCCGGAACUGUUCGGUCGUUUCCGUCUUCAUAUCGGUACCAAUCGGCUUUUUCCAUUUGCCCAGCGGCCGACCCCUCCCAUUUUGCUUUCAGGCUCGUUUGUUUUCGUCUUGCCGAGGGUUUGAAUCGAAUCCAUUCGGAAGCCCUCGAACCUGGCAUAUUCAUAAUCGGAGAUAUUCGGCUAUCUCCGGACCUGGGACUGAAGCGCUGGGGCACUUGGGUGUUUGGUGCUGUUUCUGCACCGGAAGUGCGUGGGUUAUUGGGCUGGCUCUGCUUAGGGUUUUCAGGAAACAUGGAAGAGACUAGGCGAGUUGGAGUUGGAGCUUAAGGAUUGUUGUGUUCUCUGGACGCCCCGGAGAAGAAAAGAAGGAUGCCCCUGGAAUCGCCUGCCUCCUCAGUACCGCCAUCCCUCCCUUCUGUGUUACCGUCAGUGCCAGAUGACAUUGCCAGCUCAUCCCCUCCGCCGAUGUCUUACAUCACUUCCCAGGAGAUGAAAUGUAUUCUUCACUGGUUUGCCAGUUGGUCAGGUCCCCAGCGGGAACGUUUUCUACAAGACCUGGUAGCUAAGGCGGUGCCCGGGAAGCUGCAGUCACUGCUGGACAGCCUGGAGCAGCUCAGUGUGUCUGGGGCAAACCGACCACCUUGUAUCUUUGAGUGUCAGCUGCGGCUUUGGGAUCAGUGGUUUCGAGGUUGGGCUGAGCAGGAGCGCAAUGAGUUUGUCAGGCAGCUGGAAGUCAGUGAGCCAGAUUUCGUGGCAAAGUUUUACCAAGCAGUGGCCGCUACUGCUGGUAAAGACUGAUGGGCAUUGAGAUCAAGAAGAUAAUGACAUGUGAUCAAGCAAGGCCAUUACUGUAGUGAAGAUUCGGUGCAAGUGUGUCAAAGAUUUGCCUGGCCAGGCAGUGGUGGUGCAUGCCUUUAAUCCCAGCAUUUGGGAGGCAGAAGCAGGUGGAUUGCUGUGAGUUUGAGGUCAGCCUGGUCUACAAAGCAAGUCUAGGACAGCCAAGGCUACACAGAGAAACCCUGUCUCGAAAAAAACAAAA